Messenger RNA from Corticium candelabrum, 355 nucleotides. RefSeq lists its product as uncharacterized. Gene Ontology annotation, molecular function: protein binding. Gene Ontology annotation, biological process: maturation of SSU-rRNA from tricistronic rRNA transcript (SSU-rRNA, 5.8S rRNA, LSU-rRNA). The record is from RefSeq and is a predicted model, not a curated record. Gene Ontology annotation, cellular component: nucleolus. NCBI's taxonomy places the organism in Eukaryota, Metazoa, Porifera, Homoscleromorpha, Homosclerophorida, Plakinidae. The transcript is spliced from 2 exons. The coding region runs from base 5 to 355 and encodes 116 amino acids.
ACACAUGUCGUCCGGCGUGUGUGCCAGUUUCGCCACAAAUGGCGACAUGCUGGCAGUUGCCUCGGCAGAUGGUCGCGUACGUGUAUGGGAUGCAAAAUCAGGAGACGUUCGCCACGAUUUUUUACCUGAAGACCUCGCUGGGGCAGCAGUCACAUGUUUGGAGUGGAGAGCAGAAGCUGCGGCUGGGGAGCUGGGAAGUGAUGGGAUGCUGAUGUCUAGGAGAAAACGCUCAAGAGCUCACACCAAGUAUGAUAGAGUUAUUGCUGGAGGAACGUUGUCUGGUAACAUUGUUGUUCUCAAUGUCGAUCAAGGCACCAGUGAUUGCACAUUAGUAAGAAUAUAUAUGUUUCUUUGA